CCACGAUAAAAUCCUGUGAUUCCCCUCACAGUUCGCCUCGAACUAGUCAAGACGCUUGCCACAAAUGGGCUGUCCUGUUACUCUCAUUUAAUAAUAGCCAAGAACUGGCAAAUAACCAGCACCUUGACUUUUCAACGAGAGUUUUCUUCAGCAUCAUCGAACUAUGCCACCAAGGCAACGGCUCGUUCGCCGGCGACCUCUUUCGGAGCGCAUCUCCGGUUGGCUUAAUCCUUCGGAUUUUCUUCUCUGGGCGUCGGAGGAGAUCAAAACAAGAGACUUGGAUGCUGCAUCUGUUGGCACCAAGAUUGCGGUUGGCGCAAACGUCGUUUUUCUGAUUGCGCGUGCCAACUACGGGGCAACGAUCACUGGUGACGAUGUCUUCUCAGAACCCCGGUUUAAUUGGGCUACUCUGUUUGCUAAACAAGUUGUCUGGGUUCUUGCACUGGGCUCGAUCAUCAAUGCACUGAGUCUGAUGUAUCAGAAACGCCACUACCGCCUCUUCGAAGCCAAUCUUGAGCAAAAGCCCGGAACGCCUUCGGCUCACCGAGUCCGAGUUCAGUCCUCGCCAAUGUCUUCAUCCCCCAUGCGGCUCCUGGCCGGUGCCCUGGGUUCAGAUUCAGCCGAGUCUCGAGCACACCCGGAUAAGACGCGGGACGUGUGGGAAAUUGCUGUAUGGGACCCAAUACCCGCCUGCUUGCAGGGAAUUAUUUACUUCAGCCCGGUCCACGUGCUUGUAUACCUGUUUGCCUUGCCACUGGAUCCGAUGGAGAACAGGCCGAGCGUGACAGUGUUCAAGUCUCUCGUCAUGCAGAUCAUACUGUCUCUCAUGCUCCAGAUGCUACAGGGCAUGAAUGACCAGAGGCAGAAAGACGCGGCUCUUGUUCAACGGGAAGUGAUGCGCGAGUACGAUACCAAAUAUGUUCACCCGCGCCUGCAUCCCUUGGUGCGAGAUGUAGGGGUUCAGACAGCAGCGGAUGGGGAUGAGGAUUUGGUCGAGACUGGUAUUGCGACUACUCUGAUCCGACGUGGAUUCCAGACCCACCCUAAUCCCAACUACAUGAAGCACAUCGACCCGGACAAUGUCACCAAGAAGUCGAAUGCACCAGCCGUCUCCUUGAACUCGCGCUUGGUUACGCCGGCAUCUCGCAACAGAUACUCGGAUUCAUUCGGGCUUACGCAGCAGCAAUCCGCACGGCAGCCUCGCCAGAGCAUGCCAGCUUUGGCUAGCACUCCCGUCUCUUCCACCUCAACCUCCACAGCAGCAAACCAGCAGGGUAUCAGCACGGGAACCAACUUUGGUGGCAGUCUGGGAGUCUUUACCCACGGCAACUCGCCCCUCAAAAAAGCCACAAGCCUGAAGGAGAUCAACAACGCCGCAGGCUAUGCUUCUCCCCGCAACUCGCGCGAGAUGGCGGCAAUGGAGCAGCGGGAAGCUGCAGAUCGUAUGCAGCGAAGAGAAACCCCCCUGAAGCUUACGGAGACGGCCGACGCGCCGGAACAACAACACACUGGUUUUACCCCAGUAGUCAUGGGUUACCAGCGAUUUGUACUUGAUUCUAUGAAGCUCCGAUUCCCGCAGGAUCGUGAUCUUCACAGGCCAGCCGCAGUCACUCAUGCAUCGGAGAGGCAAUCGGAUUCGGGUCAGCGGUCAUCCAAAAUGACUAAUAAUCAGAGGCGAAGAUCUUCAAUAGCCGAAUUCGUUCAUAACUUGAAGCCCGGGAACCGUCCCGAAAGGGGCGGUACGAUUCGACAGCUUACCGAGCGGGGCUCCUUCAUCAUCGAAACACCACCAGCAAACGGUUCUGGCGAUGGAGAAGUAAAUCCCGAUGACCUCACACUGGUGAUACCUGAGCCUAUACUACAGAGCCCGCGAGAAAUGUCUUCAGAGACACAUGCGCAGCAUCCGUCAGUCAGGCUUGCAGCCAAAACUGAAAUGGCCUGGGACCAACCACACCCAACCCAACGUCCGGUCCGGAAAGGGCACAUGGCAACACGAUCACCUACUGUCUCGUCGCCGUUAGCAUGCGAGUACCGAUCAAGAGAAUCUAAUCAAAAUAUGGGCCAAGCCGUUGCCGCAUCCUCUUCUCCACAUGGGAUCAAACAACAUAUUUCUCCGAAGCUGCUACACGCCAACAUUGACAACCUUAAAGCGCAGGGGUUCAACCCGGAGACAGGGCUGUUUGACUCACUAUCAUCGACGGGGAGCAUUACACAGGAUGUAAACCAUCACAUGAACUUUCGUACGAGACAGCAACAUGGUCGUGAAAGAAAAUAUGUACUGCCCGGCCAUCGAUUUCGAGACAAUGUUAUCAUGGAAUCUAUCAGCGAUAGUCCCGGGCAGCACGGACAGUCGACACCUAUCAACACUUCCACUGACAGUAGUGACGCAACUACUAUACACAAAGCUGCACCGCCAAGGAUGCCAUCCUAUGUUCCUGGUCAACCCGAUGUUAUCGUAUCUGUGAGGCAGCUUGGAAAAGAUCACGAAAGCAACAAAAGAGACACGAUCACAGGCAUAAAAUAUCAUGAGACCGUUCCUCUUGUUGCUGCCACCGAGGGCGGAGAUACGGCCUGCCAGUCCGGCAACGUGAAUGUAACUGAUGAUCAACCGGCGCAGAUGAAGAGGGAGGUCCCCGAGGUGCAUCAGAUAAUUCUCAACAAGCAACUGGACCACGUAUCAAGCCGGUUGUCGCAACCACCAUCGACACGCCACCCAGGUUCAGUUACCUCCCACAUAGAGGAGAUGAAGGCUUCAUUAGUCUCCCACAGGGCACAUUCGAAUACAAGCAGCCACAACUUCACGACUAUGUGCAAAUCGGAAAUGACGUAUCAACAGGGCCAUCAGCCGACCGAAUCUAUAGUGAGGGAUUUGAAGGCGGACGACAAGGAUUCGUGCCAUCGGAAGCUCAACGCAACUCACACCAAGGGAACCGCUCCUCAAGAAAACAAACCAGGGUCCGAUUUGCAGACGACACUUACCCAGAUCGAGAAGACGCCUCAACAGAGUGGCAGUCACAAGGACAGCAUCACCGAAGAUCACAUAUCGGCAAAGGAAUAUCAGCCACCGGAGAAGGUCUCCACGGGCUUACAAGAGAAGAGGCAGAGUAUGAAGUCGAUGCAAACCUGCACAAUCAAGAGUCCGAAUGUAUCAGCUUCAGGUCUCAGUCAGGUUGCAUGCACAUCCACCACCACCACUAUUGGCAAUGGGUUCGACCAACCCCACCGCGUGCCUUUGAAGGCUGCGAGCCGUCAGGGAGCCCUGGGCCGAACCCUGCGAGUUCCUUUGGGUCCAGAGCGGGAGCAGAAGUUGCCAACACUACUAUACAGCCGACAAGCAGCUGGGCCCAAGAACAGUUUGGAGGCGGAUUCCCUGCCCAGUCGGCCAAUGAAAAGACCGCCGAGCUUGCAAGACCACCAUCUCGCGAUAGCAGCGAUCGCAUCCACUUCUACCUCGUCCUUGACCCACAGCACGCCGUCAACGGUGAGCAAGCUGCAGUGCACAAGAGAGAAGACAGAGGCGCUUAUGAAGCACAAGCCACCUCCCCCGCGAGCCAAAACACCAUCCACGUCCACAUCCACCUCCCCACAAGCAUUCUCAACACCGGCCCGGUCGGAGGCAGCCAAAAUUCUAUGGGGCAUAUCACCGGCGAAGAAGCUGCUGGGUCAUCAGCGCCUAUUGGCGGCGGCAGAAUCGAGCGCCAACAAGGCGGGGAUAGCAGACCCGGCGAGCAAGCCCGAGAAAGUAGUUCAGACGGAGGACAAGACGCAAAGUCCCUCCGGAGGAAAAGAGGUCGACGGUCACUGCAGCGGAACGCCUAAAAUACCGGCGCAAAGUGAGCCGGCAGCGGAGUGUCAAGGCUUCCCAGCUCAAAUGCGACUGAUCAUGGCUGGAUGGAGCAUGGCGGGUCUUUUGUUUGCUUGGGUUGUGCUCAAGAAAUAUUGGGAUGUUGCUGUGCCCGCUUUCAAGGAGAAGUCGGCGAUGCGUGAGCGACUUGCCAAGGGUCGUCCCACAGUAGGUGAUAUAGUAUCCUUAGUACUGGCAGCGAACGCUGUGUUUAUAGGCAUUCUGGCCGGUGUCUAG
Messenger RNA from Pyricularia grisea, 4081 nucleotides. RefSeq lists its product as uncharacterized. The coding region runs from base 164 to 4081 and encodes 1305 amino acids. The transcript is spliced from 6 exons. NCBI's taxonomy places the organism in Eukaryota, Fungi, Ascomycota, Sordariomycetes, Magnaporthales, Pyriculariaceae. The record is from RefSeq and is a predicted model, not a curated record. Gene Ontology annotation, biological process: regulation of exit from mitosis; maintenance of rDNA.